This is a messenger RNA of Homalodisca vitripennis (glassy-winged sharpshooter), 1444 nucleotides long. RefSeq lists its product as uncharacterized. The coding region runs from base 986 to 1444 and encodes 152 amino acids. The record is from RefSeq and is a predicted model, not a curated record. NCBI's taxonomy places the organism in Eukaryota, Metazoa, Arthropoda, Insecta, Hemiptera, Cicadellidae. The transcript has 2 exons.
GUACGUCAGAACCACACUAGCGUAACUCCAAAUUUUUCGAUAUUCUGGUUUUGAGCAUUCUGUAUAUAUUUUUUUCUGCUUUAUAAAGCCAUAACAAUGUAACUCCUUAAAAAAAAACCUAGCAGGAAAUAGGAGUGUUUGAAAUAGCUUAAUUCCAAAGGGAUGUAAGAACCAGAACAGCGUAAGGUCACUUAAUAUGUUAUGGUCCUCACAAAAAUUUAAAAAGUACAGAGCGUAACUCCAGCUGGGGAGUUACGCUACUCUGGCUCAACUUUAUUGUUGCUAGAAUGGUUGAUACAAACAGCUGUUUUAUUUUCUAGAGUAGUUGUGCAUGUCUCAGCUGAUUGGUCGAAUGUGAAAUUUACAUGAAUUGAUGCCCUAACCUAAACUUAUAGUUUCAUCAACAUGAGCAGCAGAGCGAAACUUAUUUUACAAUUAGCUUUGGAGGACAAUGUAAAUAAUUCUCAGCAAUUACUAUUAUUACCAGAACAAACUACUAAAGAAAACAAUGAAACAAACGUCUUAAGCUUGUCUUCGAAAGACACAAAUCCUGCACCCUCAUUGACAUCAUUACAGGUAAGCCUGGUUAAAUUAUACUUAUACAAUUACUUGUGUUGCAAACCAAUUUUUUUACUGUUAUAACUCUUAGCCCUCAUUUUUUUCUAACAACUGGUAUUAUUCUUUUGUUAAACCUCUGGGUCCCAAAACUUGUUAAAAACUCUCCAGCAACUUCAUCCCUACCACUUAUAGGGUUAAAACACUUAUUGGUAAUCAAAUUGGUAUAGAUUGAUAAAUCUGUUUACAAUACUGGUGUGAGUUACUUUCAAGUGGCUGAGCCUAUCCGUACAAAAUUAAAUUAUAAGCAUACCACAACAAUAAUUAUACUAUUAGCCUAUUUUCACUGAAGGUCGUAAAAAUACAAUAAAUUUAUAUUUUGCAGGCAGUUGAUCCGUUUGUUCUUCUCAACAAUGAAAAUGAAUAUAUAAUGGAAGUCGAAUCAGAAAGUAAUAAAGAAUUCGCUACUGAUGAAAAUAUUGUUUGGAAUGAUGGUAUUACCAACCAGGAUUUUCAGUCAUAUGAUAUCUCCUUUUCAUCGCAAGGCCUAGUUGCUGAAGAAGAGGAUAGUCUUCAAGAAUUGGCUGUCUCUGGUAAUGCAGAUAUCCCAUCACCAGGAACUUCUGUUUUGUCAUCUAACGUAGAUGACACUGAUAUUGAUAGCACAUACUGUCCUCGUUUCAACUCAGAGUCAGAACUAUCUACUGAUGAGUCUAUAGUGAGUAUUCCUAGAGUUGCUUCAAAGGUUUCAAGUGACAGUACUUCUUAUGUGAGGAGGAGCCAAAAGAUAGCUCAAGACAAAAUUCUACUGGUUCCUUACACUGAUUCGGACACGGAGGAAGAAGCAAACAAAACCAAUCCUAAUGUAAAAAAGGAAAGAAGAGGGUGA